Myodes glareolus (Bank vole) is the source of this 2729-nucleotide messenger RNA. RefSeq names its product BMP/retinoic acid inducible neural specific 3 (gene Brinp3). Gene Ontology annotation, biological process: nervous system development; positive regulation of neuron differentiation; negative regulation of mitotic cell cycle. Lineage: Eukaryota; Metazoa; Chordata; Mammalia; Rodentia; Cricetidae. Gene Ontology annotation, cellular component: neuronal cell body; cytoplasm; dendrite. The record is from RefSeq and is a predicted model, not a curated record.
CUGUUGCGCAAGGGUGGAGGGAGGGAGAGAGAGAGAGGAGAAAACUUUCAGUGCAGUCAGACCGUUUUCUGCUUAAUCAGUGUGGCACAGUGAGGCACAGACAUUCGCUGUCUAGGUGUUGAGGGAAAGCUGAGAGGAUGAAGGCUCUAAGUCCCCAGUGGAAGCAUGAUAUGGCGGCGCAGAGCUGGUGCUGAAUUCUCCUCUCUGAUGGCUCUAUGGGAGUGGAUAGUACUGAGUCUUCAUUGCUGGGUUUUAGCGGUUGCUGCUGUCUCUGAUCAGCAUGCCACAAGCCCCUUCGACUGGCUCCUUUCUGAUAAGGGACCCUUCCAUCGCUCACAGGAGUAUACAGAUUUUGUGGACAGAAGCCGACAGGGAUUUAGCACAAGAUACAAGAUAUACAGGGAAUUUGGCCGUUGGAAGGUAAAUAAUCUUGCAGUUGAGAGAAGAAACUUCCUUGGCUCUCCUUUGCCUCUUGCCCCUGAAUUCUUCCGCAACAUAAGGCUUUUGGGACGGCGACCUACUCUUCAGCAAAUCACAGAAAACCUUAUCAAGAAAUAUGGGACUCAUUUCUUGCUAUCUGCUACUCUGGGAGGAGAGGAGUCACUCACAAUUUUUGUGGACAAGCGGAAGCUGAGCAAAAGAUCUGAAGGAAGUGAUCCAAGCACUAAUAGUUCAUCUGUCACUCUGGAGACACUCCAUCAGCUGGCUGCGUCCUAUUUUAUUGACAGGGACAGCACUCUUCGCAGACUUCACCAUAUCCAGAUUGCAUCCACUGCCAUCAAGGUGACAGAAACCCGGACGGGUCCUCUUGGCUGCAGUAACUAUGACAACCUAGAUUCUGUCAGCUCUGUUCUGGUUCAGAGUCCUGAGAAUAAAAUUCAGUUGCAAGGGCUUCAAGUUCUCCUUCCCGACUAUCUUCAGGAACGUUUUGUGCAGGCAGCAUUGAGCUACAUUGCUUGUAAUUCAGAGGGGGAGUUUAUCUGCAAGGAUAAUGACUGCUGGUGUCAUUGUGGUCCAAAAUUUCCAGAAUGCAACUGUCCCUCCAUGGACAUUCAAGCCAUGGAAGAGAAUCUUCUUAGAAUAACCGAAACAUGGAAAACCUACAACAGUGACUUUGAAGAUUCAGAUGAAUUCAAAUUCUUCAUGAAAAGACUACCCAUGAAUUAUUUCCUCAACACAUCAACUAUAAUGCAUUUAUGGACAAUGGAUUCUAAUUUUCAGCGCAGCUAUGAACUACUGGAGACCAGCAUGAAACAGCUUUUCCUGAAGGCACAUAGAAUUGUCCACAAGCUCUUUAGCCUUAGCAAGCGGUGCCACAAACAGCCCCUCAUCAGUCUGCCAAGACAGAGAACUUCAACCUACUGGCUCUCUCGCAUCCAGUCUUUUCUCUACUGCAAUGAGAACGGCCUCCUGGGCAGCUUCUCUGAGGAGACCCACUCCUGCACCUGUCCGAACGACCAGGUCGUGUGCACAGCCUUUCUGCCCUGCACUGUGGGCGAUGCCUCUGCUUGCCUGACAUGUGCACCUGACAACCGAACCCGCUGCGGCACCUGCAACACGGGCUACAUGCUGAGCCAGGGACUGUGCAAGCCUGAAGUCGCUGAGUCAACUGACCACUACAUUGGCUUUGAGACUGACCUGCAAGACCUGGAGAUGAAAUACCUGUUGCAGAAAACCGACCGACGAAUAGAAGUCCAUGCCAUCUUUAUCAGCAAUGACAUGCGUCUCAAUAGCUGGUUCGAUCCUUCCUGGAGAAAGCGGAUGCUCCUGACCCUGAAGAGUAACAAGUACAAGUCCAGCCUGGUCCACAUGAUCUUGGGUCUCUCUUUACAGAUUUGCUUAACUAAAAACAGCACGUUGGAGCCAGUGCUGGCUGUUUACAUCAAUCCAUUCGGAGGCAGUCAUUCCGAGAGCUGGUUUAUGCCUGUGAGUGAGAGCAGCUUUCCCGAUUGGGAGCGGACUAAGCUGGACCUCCCACUGCAGUGCUAUAACUGGACACUGACUCUGGGAAACAAAUGGAAGACGUUUUUUGAAACAGUACACAUCUACCUGAGGAGCCGCAUCAAGGCAAAUGGCCCCAACAGCAACGAAAGCAUUUACUAUGAGCCUUUGGAGUUUAUUGACCCCUCUCGGAACCUGGGCUACAUGAAAAUCAACAACAUUCAAGUGUUUGGCUACAGCAUGCACUUCGAUCCUGAAGCUAUCCGGGACCUGAUUUUGCAGCUGGACUACCCUUACACUCAGGGAUCCCAGGACUCGGCACUUUUGCAGCUACUAGAGAUAAGAGACCGUGUAAAUAAACUCUCCCCACCUGGUCAGCGCCGUCUAGAUCUUUUCUCUUGCUUGCUUCGUCAUAGACUCAAGCUGUCUACUAGUGAGGUGGUGAGAAUUCAAUCUGCUCUGCAGGCAUUUAAUGCCAAAUUACCAAACACAGUGGAUUAUGACACAACCAAAUUAUGUAGUUAACCGUAAAUGUCAAGCACAACCCAAAACCUUGAAGGAGUUUUUACAGUGCUUUUGUGGAACAGUUUAUGUUUGGAAAAGUAAAUUUAAAUUGUCUUUUCAAUAUCUGUCUUAUAUCAGUCAAUAACGUUGGAUGGCAAUUUACAUACAUGAACUUGCUGACAAUGAAUAUAUUAUACUACAGUUUUGGUUUAUGAAUGAAAUAAAUACUGACACCAGUCUAUAAGACAUUCUACUUUUUACAAUAAAUUUCAUUUGUAAUUUUA